Marmota monax (woodchuck) is the source of this 3702-nucleotide messenger RNA. It is a transcript of the gene Retreg1, whose product is annotated as reticulophagy regulator 1. Gene Ontology annotation, cellular component: endoplasmic reticulum membrane. The record is from RefSeq and is a predicted model, not a curated record. Lineage: Eukaryota; Metazoa; Chordata; Mammalia; Rodentia; Sciuridae. The transcript is spliced from 7 exons. The coding region runs from base 857 to 1966 and encodes 369 amino acids. Gene Ontology annotation, biological process: negative regulation of neuron apoptotic process; reticulophagy.
UCAUUGGUUUCCUGUCCCUCAGGGGUCACUGUCCUUCCUUGUAUAAAGCCCAGGGUCCUCAACAUCAUUGCUUCAUCUGUUUUGUCUGGUUUUUUCCUUUGUACGUGUUUGGUUGUUUAAGGAGGGAGGGUAAAACAGGUAGGUCCCUGCCACACCAUCUUGCCUAGAAGCAUGUUUCCCUACUUUUUAUUUGUGAAUGGGAAUUCGAUGGAAAUUUCUCUCAGGUGUUUCUCACAGUGACUUUAGGGUAAGGCACAUGUGCCUCAGAACCUCCGGGAUACUUGUUAAAAACGAAGGUUUCUGAUCUUCACCCAGGCCUGCUCCACCAGAAUCUCCUGAGUAAGGCUCAGACAGUGCUGUUUGAAUAGCUCUGUGUUACACACACCCAAUUUUAUGAACAUCACGAAAGGCCUGCUUUGGCCAAACUACCAACUAGCUGUAUUCUAACAGGGAUCUGCAGAAAUUUUACCUGAAAGCUGAAGUCCUUUGUGUGGAUGCAGUGAGGCUGCUUGCCUGAGGAGCGACCCGACUAAUUUUUAUUUCCUUAGGCAGGUGACCAUGUUCCUCAGCCACUGAAAAAGGACUUUGCCCUGGCUUGGGUUUCUUUGGUAAAUAAUUGCUUAUGUUGAUUACAAAAUGUCCUUUGUCAAAAACACCUGACCAGUUUUUCUUAAGAAGGAAAACAACCAAAUGGCCUCUGCUAGAGCCUUUACUGGAAAGCAUUUGCAGCUGCUGGUACUUGGGCAAAGGCCACGUGAAACUGGUGCGGCCUUAAGGAGGCUGGAGCUACAGGAACUUCUCCCUGAGUACCACGGAAACUGGACUCACUGAGUAUGAUGAGUUGUGGUUGGUGGCCAUGAAUGGUGACUCCUGUGUCCUUAUCUUGUGGCUGGAGUGUGCAGCAGUUCCCUGCUUAAUGAAGGCAAGAGUCUGGGAAGUCAUCAAUUCCAAACCAGAUGAAAGACCCAGACUCAGCCACUGUAUUGCAGAAUCAUGGAUGAAUUUCAGCAUAUUUCUUCAAGAAAUGUCUCUUUUUAAACAGCAGAGCCCUGGAAAGUUUUGUCUCCUGGUCUGCAGUGUGUGCACAUUUUUUACAAUCUUGGGAAGUUACAUUCCUGGGGUUAUACUCAGCUAUCUACUGUUACUGUUUGCGUUUUUGUGUCCACUGUUUAAAUGUAAUGAUAUUGGACAAAAAAUCUACAGCAAAAUCAAGUCAGUUCUGUUGAAACUAGAUUUUGGAAUUGGAGAAUAUAUUAAUCAGAAGAAACGAGAGAGAUCUGAAGCAGAAAAAGAAAAAAGUCACAAAGAUGACAGUGAAUUAGACUUUUCAGCUCUUUGUCCUAAGAUUAGCCUCACGGUUGCUGCCAAAGAGUUAUCUGUGUCUGACACAGAUGUCUCAGAAGUAUCCUGGACUGAUAAUGGGACCUUCAACCUUUCCGAAGGUUAUACUCCACAGACAGACACUUCUGACGAUCUUGACCGGCCUAGUGAGGAAGUUUUCUCUCGAGAUCUUUCAGAUUUUCCAUCUCUAGAAAAUGGCACGGGAACAAAUGAUGAAGAUGAAUUAAGCCUUGGCUUGCCCACUGAGCUCAAGAGAAAAAAGGAACAUCUGGAAAGUGGUCACAGACCAAGCAAAGAGAGACAAUCAGCAGCUGGUCUCACCCUUCCUCUGAACAGUGACCAAACUUUCCACUUGAUGAGCAACCUGGCCGGGAACGUCAUCACAGCUGCAGUGACUGCUGCUAUUAAAGACCAGCUAGAGAGUGCUCAGCAAGUACUUGCUCAAGCUGCACCCAGCCCAGGGGAGGACACAGACACUGAAGAAGGUGAUGACUUUGAAUUACUUGACCAGUCAGAGCUGGAUCAAAUUGAGAGUGAAUUGGGACUUACACAAGACCAGGAAGCAGAUGCACAGCAAAGUAAGAAGUCUUCAGGCUUCCUUUCAAAUUUCCUUGGAGGCCAUUAAUCUGGGAAUCAGCCUCCAGCAGCACAGAUAAACCACCAAAAAAUUUCAAACAAGACAAAAAAAAAAAAAAAAAGACAAAAAAAAAAAGGAAAAAAAAAAUUGAACUGUGAGCUUUAAUGAUUACUUUAGAUUUUUAUUUUCCCUUCUGCAGUGAAUUAAUUGGAUAUAUAUCAGCUGACACUGAUAGAUUGAUAUUUCUGAUAGUUAUUUUUACGUAAUAAGCAUGGAAAUGAACUUUAUAUAUAUAUAAAUAUAUAUAAAUACUGUGUUGUCAGAAAAUAUUAGGGGUUGUUUUUAAAGCAUAAAGAAAAGAAUACCCAAAUACCAAAUUAUUAAGAUCCUUCUAUAUAAGUAUUCUCUAUUUUUACUUAUAAUUAAUUUUUAAGCAUGCAAAAUUUUGUUGUCACUGAAAAAUAUUAAUAAUUGUGAAUUCAUGUUGUAUCCUCUCCCUUACUCCUAAUACUUGCAAACAGUUAAAAAAUAAAACCUGAUAGACUUCAAUAUAAAAAAAACAAAUUAUCAGGAUGUCUUUAGUUGAAGGAUUUGGGAAAUACUAUGAAAAUUAAUUUCCUAGGAAAUAUUUUUAAAACAUACUUAAGCGCUAUGGGUAAGCUGAAACAUUUCCAUGUUCUCUCUGUAGAACAGAGGCUUAAUUGUAAGGUGGCAUUCUACAUUGUAGACACAGGCUUAAUUGUAAGGUGGCAUUCUACAUUGAUUGCCAUCUCUAGGCUUGCAGUGGGUGGUAUUAACCCAUAGAGAGUGAGUAGUUACGUAUCACAUAGAUGGUGGUUAUGAUGCAAACAGAGAUUCAGCUGUUUUAUUGUUCAGUUUUGUCAUGUUUGUAAUAGGAGUGUUGUAAGUACAGGUCUAUUCUGCCUGUUUAGACUUAAGUUAAACCUUCAUCUUUUAUAUUGUUUCAUAGAAAGAGUCUCCUAAAAUCGUGAAACUAGUUCUUGAUAUGUUCUAUGAGUGAUGUGGUCAUCAGCAAUAAAAAAAGUGACUUUUUCUUAUUUGUUAGAUAGAAGAGAGGAACUUGCUUGGCUUUAAAGUGUAUUUAUUUGCCAUUGAAGUCUAAAUAUGUAAUCUGUUUCUUAUUGGGAAGUUAAAUAUAUAUUUUACUUAAAAUUUUUUGGUCACCUAUAAUCAAAUUUGACUUGCAGUUUAAAACAAAGGACUAAAAAGCAGAAACCAAGAUAGCUUUUGUUUUUGUGAUACAGACUUUUAGUAGUGUUGAGGGACCAUGUCAGCAACUAUCUAUAAACUCAUAAAUCUUCAGUUAGAGCUGGCAUUUCUGCAGAUGCACAGACAUCUGAGAUCCUCAGAAAGGAAGGAUAAUCUAAGAAUAUAGGAAAUCAGCAUUCCCCUCCUUUCAUUGUAUCUCUUAUAUUUCUAAAAAUGAAUUAUAGGUUUUAAUGUAGAAUCUUAUUUAUUUUUUCUUUCUGAGGUAUUAAAAUAUCUAGACUGAAUUUUGCCAAAUGUUAAAGGGAGAAAAGUUACUGAAAACUUCGAACAUUUGCUUUUUGUGACUAAGCUUAUGUUUCAUUAGUGCCUCAUGACUGUGUUUGAUGUCCCUUAUUGAUACUAAGUGAGCCUGUGCCUUCAUUAUCUUGCCCAUUUUGGUACAAAUGUCAACCUGUGUUAGAAAAUCUCUGACUGUGGGUUUUGGAAGAAUAUACCUGAAUUCUACUCAAUAAGUUUCUGGACAUGAAGAAAAAUACAGUCACAUAUUUAUAAAA